AUGAAAGCCAACAUUGUUACCAUUCUUAAGUACCAUGAUUAUGAGAUCGUCAAGUAUCUAGAUCAUGAUUCAUAUCGUUCUUGCUUCUUAAUAAAAAGUCUCAAAUACGACAUGAACUUUGUUUGCAAAGUUUCAAGAACUACUGAUUUACCACAAGAGUAUUUAGCAAGUUUUUAUGGAGAGGCCGAGAUUCUCUCCAAGCUCAACCAUCCAAAUAUUGUACGUAUUUAUGAUUAUUUUAUUGAACAAGAUAUUUCCUUCAUCAUUCUUGAAUAUUGCUCCAAUGGUAGCUUAUUAGAUCUUGUGAAAACACAAAAGAGAAUAACCCAAGAAAAAAUCAAUAAAUAUACCCUUCAGAUUGUUGAUGCUCUCUCCUUCAUGCACUCAAAAGGAAUUGCUCAUUGUGAUAUCAAGCUUUCCAAUAUAUUAAUAGAUCAGUACGAUCGUGCAAAAUUAUGUGAUUUUGGCUUAUCUCACUACAUUACUAAUGAUUCUAACAAAAUAAACGAUAACAAGAUAAGAGGAACACUAAACUAUAUGGCUCCAGAAGUCAUAAUUGGAAAAGAAUUUUGCCCAUUUAAAUCAGAUGUAUGGAGUUUUGGAGUAACAUUUCCAUUUAUUUCUCGCGAUCCAUUUACUAUCUUAAGAGACAUUAAGAACGGAUACAUAAAGAUUUUCCCUAGAUACGGUCCUUUAGCACGUAUUGCUGAUCAAUGUUUAAAUUUAGAUCCGUUGGAAAGGCCAACAAUGGCACAGAUCAAAUUCAAAAUAUACCAAUUAUGCGGUGAUUCACUUGAAAUUAAACCACGCUCAACAAGUAGGAUUUUAACGUCCGUAGCAAGGCAACAGAUAGUUGUUCACCACCCAAGGAUUACUAGAUUAUCUGCAAGUGCGGUUUACUAA
Trichomonas vaginalis G3 is the source of this 903-nucleotide messenger RNA. RefSeq names its product regulation of centriole replication. Gene Ontology annotation, molecular function: protein kinase activity; ATP binding. Gene Ontology annotation, biological process: protein phosphorylation. Lineage: Eukaryota; Parabasalia; Trichomonadida; Trichomonadidae. Bases 1 to 903 code for a protein of 300 amino acids. The transcript has a single exon. The record is from RefSeq and is a predicted model, not a curated record.